Molecule: messenger RNA, 1560 nt
Organism: Clonostachys rhizophaga
Lineage: Eukaryota; Fungi; Ascomycota; Sordariomycetes; Hypocreales; Bionectriaceae
Source: the annotation of a GenBank genome assembly
AUGGACUUCAACAGUCCAUAUGGUAUCUUGGACGGCGAGAACGGGUAUUCUCACGCCGACCCUGACUAUCAACCCCUUGACUUGUCGGCUCUCGACCCAACUCUAGGGGAAGACGGGAGUCUGGCCUCUUACGAACAAGCUACAAUCCAAAGAUUCCUCGGGGAAGACGACUCACGCCGCUUGUGGGAGAUGAACUCGACUCAUUGGCCUGAAACCCCCUCUAUGGGAGUGAUCAGUUACCCCGCUACUCCUACACUCGAGCCCAAUGAUCGAUCCUCCACACCCGAUUCCCUUCGGCUGCCCUCGCUUCCACCAAACAACUCUCGUCCCGUCACACGAGGGGAUCUCCAGCGGUAUGGAGAGUCUCAACGCCCUCUGACUCCACUUGACUCUGCUCUCCUGACCUCCGCGCCGGGGGCCUUCAGCGACGAGGAGCAUUCCACUCCUCGAGCCGCCCUCAUGGGUCUCAGCAUCACAGAAGACACUCGAGAGGCAGUGGGAAAUACUAUCCAUGUCCAGAUGCCAAACCUGUUCCCAUCGUCCAGGCUUAGCCUGGGACCAAAUGCCAACAACCCCUUUCCCCUGAGGGAGCAAAACCUCCCAGCCAAACCUGUCGAAACAAUAGAACCCGUCUCCCUCAUGUCCCCGCCAAUGCAGCCGCAUUCCCUCCCGAACCCCUCCUUCACAAGACCACUGCUCGCGAUCAGCGGUUCAUCGAAGCCCAAAAACACCGGCAAGAACAAGAAAAAGAACAAGAAGCAACCACCAAAGACCUUCGGCCGUAACAGGGUCCUGAAGCCUAGUCAGGAGUCGACAGUCAAGGACAGGCUGAAGGCCAACACUGCCAGCAACAUGUCCAACAGCAAGUUCACUGCCCCCAUCAGCCGGCAGGGCGACUUCUCGUGCAAGCACUGCGACUUCUCGUGCCAGGACAACAACACCCUCAGGAAGCACAACAAGUUAGACCACGCCGGUCCCUUUUCCUGCAUCUUCGAAUUCGCCGGGUGCAACGACAAGUUCUCCGCCAAGAACGAGUGGAAGCGCCACGUCCUCCGCGGGCACGUCGUCAGCAAGGUCAACGUCUGCUCCUACGGCGGCUGCGCCGGCGACAACGACAAGCCCUCCAACACCAAGUACAUCGACGUCCAGGGCAAGCAGUUCAACCGCAAGGACCUCUACGACUGCCACAUGAACCGCGUGCACACCUACCCGACAACCGAGAAUCAGACCCGCGAGGAGUAUGAGUGCAUGCUCAAGGCCCUGCUGAGGCGGUCGUGGCACAUCCGCUGCCAGACCCCUACAUACAUGGAGUGCCCGAGCCCCGGCUGCAACCUCUCCUUCGAGGGCGACGACGCCUGGGACCAGCGGAUGGAGCACACCGCCCGCCACAUGGAGAAGGCCGCCGCCGGCGAGGCUGACGACAUCGUCAUCGGCGGCGACAACGACCACACCCUCAUCGAUUGGGCUUCGCUCCCCGAGAAUGGUGUCAUCAAGCGCGUCGACGACGAGUGGGAGGUCUGCUUUAUUUCCCACAAUAGGAAGACCCAGUCCAAGUACUAA